Daldinia vernicosa is the source of this 1984-nucleotide messenger RNA. RefSeq lists its product as uncharacterized. Bases 588 to 1340 code for a protein of 250 amino acids. The transcript is spliced from 2 exons. The record is from RefSeq and is a predicted model, not a curated record. Lineage: Eukaryota; Fungi; Ascomycota; Sordariomycetes; Xylariales; Hypoxylaceae.
UCCGCUGCGGUCCUCAAAAAUGGAAAUCAAAAUUUGAAUCAGGGAGAGCCAUAUUCGGCAGUGAAACCAAUUGGAACUUGAAUCACUAUGUGCAUUAUUAAGUCGUUCUCAUAUUCGAUCGCCGUCCGGGCCUAGGGGAAGAUGGAAUGGAGUCAAGAUCGAAGUAGGUUGAUCUCGGUGUCAGAUGCAUUCCAAGACGCGAGGGGGGAAAGGAAAUAAGGAAAUGCGACAUCGGCUUUUGUUUUUGUCUCUGGUUCUGCAACAAACCUAUUGGUGGCUGUCGAGUAUUGCCUGUCUAAUUGCAGAUUCUCCCGAGCUAAGUCAGCGCCCUUUGUUCCUCUUCUCCCUGGGUUCUUUAAAGAUGGCUUCGUCUCCUCCCCUCCCCUACCAUCAUCUAUUUCUUCUACACCAUCCUCACACGCUCGCUUGUUUCCUCGUCGUUCGUUAACUGUUGCGCUAGACAUUCGCUCUUAGUCUUCGUUUUUAGAGAUUCGCUACUUAUCUCUCUCUCUCGUCAAAGACUACUACUAUUACUGCCACUACUAACAACCUAUACCUUACCGCAACAGCACCUACGAAAACGAAAAAUGUUCCACAAGACUGCCGCUGCCUUGGGCCUGGUUGCCGUCUCCGGCGCCGCUGCUGGGUCUGCUGGAGGGUACCCUGCGUAUCCCGUUAACAACACGGCUCCGGCUCCCUCGUCCGUCUGGCAGUACUACAAUACUACGGUGCCCACGACGGUCGUGGUGCCCCAGUUCACUACCGUCUGUCCCGAGGCGACGACCCUGAGCUACAAUGGCGUCCAGUACACUGUUACUAAGGGCGAGACUGUCACUGUUACCGACUGCCCUUGCACUGUUCCUACGGUUGUCCACACUCUCACCUCGUCUCUCUGCCCGCCUGGCGUCACGCCCACCGCCGUCGUCCCCGCGGUCCCAACCGGUGUGCCUUAUCCCGCCGAGACGCCUGCUCCCGGUACUCCCGGUACUCCCGCAGUCCCCGGCGCUCCUGGCGCUCCUGGCGCUCCUGGCUCUCCCGGCAAACCUGGCUCUCCCGCCGCUGGUACUACUCUUGUCGUCCCCGCCCCGGCCGGCACUACACCAGCCCCUGGCGCCCCUGCCCAAGGCGGUUCUGGUGGUUCUCCUCCCGCAGGCGCCGCCCCAGCCGAAGGCACCAGCGGCGCUGCUCCCGUCGCCAACACGCCUAACCCGCCUGCCGGCACCGCGGGGUACACCCCGUCUGCGGUCCCGUCCGGCAUCGCGGUCUCGGGCGCGGGCAGCAGCAACUCUGGCUUCGCGGCGGCGCUGUUUGCUGCGUUCUUGGGAGUCGUUGCUUUGUAAGAGGUGCUGGGCUGGAAUUUCAAGUCUAGUCUAGUCUAGUCUAGGGGGUCUAAUUCGCGUUUACUUGAUGACUAUGUGGCACAUCUACAAGGGGAAAAUGCGACGACUAACCUAGAGGAAACGAAACGAAUGGAGAUGGCGUAUCGCUGUGUACGUGCGAGAAACGUACACUUGCAUCCCGUGGUUAGAAGGAUAUAAUUGUCUAUUUUCCUAUCCCGUCUAUCUAUCUAUCUAUCUGUUGAUCGACUGAUCAAAAUUUUUCCUUUGUCAUGACUGGUUCCUUUUCUCCUGUUGGUUAUUUCCUGAAAAGUAGAGAGGUUGGGAGGAUAGGUUAGGUUAGGUACCUAUGGAUUGGAUUCGGACUUGGCAAAGGGGCGUUGUUAUUACUAUUUUACUUCUCGCUAUCUUCUCUACGUAGACGUGUACUUACACCCGAACUAUCCUUAACGCGGGUCGCGGGUUCAAUAAAUUCACGCCUACAUUCCUUCAGGUAUUUGUGUUUAAGGAGUAUUGCGUCUUGAUAUGUGUCUUAUGUCAUAUUCUCCCCUGAGUUCCAACCCUUACAGAUCCUCGCCCUAACUUCGCUGUCUGAGGUUUAUAGGUUCUGUAGUUCAAUACACUUCUCACAGCCUUGACAAUCCAUG